AUGGCGGACGCAAACGAGGAGGCGCUCGUGUACGCCGAGCUGCAACAAGAACUGAUUGAGUUACAGCGGGAGAAACGGCUGCUACAGCAGAAGUUACGUCGGCACAGGCUACAGCAGUCGCUGUCCAAGAAGACUGCCACACUCGAUCCUUCCCUUCAAGGACCAGCCGCGAAGGAGGUUGUGGAUGCAGCAGCGACAAACGCAAAACGAGCAAAGUUGAGUGAACUGCAGCGGGCAUAUCGGCUGGGUGGGUGUGCGGUGUUUGCAAUCGAUCCCGUGACGGUCGGGGUUCGCUUUGAGACAAGCUUCGAAGGCACCUACUACGAGGAAUACUUUGCUGUGCUGGUGUUCAACGAGGAGCACUUUGAGCUCUCCAAACACACGCUGCCCGGGUUCUUGCCACUGGACCGGCUCCGGCAGCACGCACGCACCAACCUCACCACAUUCCUGGAGGACACGAGCGCUCUCCUUCAGGCAUACGUGUCACGGCGGCAGCAGCUCAAUGCGCUGCAAGAGGUCGUUGUGAGCGGGGAAGAAGUCCUAACAAACCCUUCGUGUUCUUGCGCAGAAUUCCUCACCAUGAUUGAAGAGCGGCUGGUGAAGGUGAGGCUGACGGCAGAUGACCUGGACUGCGCAGCGUUCACGUCGCUGACCAUCCACUCCACAGGUAUGGCGCACUGCUUUGCUUUUGGCAAUCGUGUUGCAGUGUGA
Salpingoeca rosetta is the source of this 711-nucleotide messenger RNA. RefSeq lists its product as uncharacterized. Gene Ontology annotation, cellular component: kinetochore; Mis6-Sim4 complex. The record is from RefSeq and is a predicted model, not a curated record. NCBI's taxonomy places the organism in Eukaryota, Choanoflagellata, Craspedida, Salpingoecidae. The transcript has 6 exons. Bases 1 to 711 code for a protein of 236 amino acids.